Ilex paraguariensis (yerba mate) is the source of this 249-nucleotide messenger RNA. NCBI's taxonomy places the organism in Eukaryota, Viridiplantae, Streptophyta, Magnoliopsida, Aquifoliales, Aquifoliaceae. The record is from the annotation of a GenBank genome assembly.
AUGGGAAGCAAGGCACCAACUUGGGCUGAUCAAUGGGGUACGGGUGGCUUUGGCGAUGAAGGCGACGGUGAAAACAAGGCCAUGACCAACAAGAAAAAGCUAGGAAACAGCAGCAGCAGCAAGAAGAUGGAGGAGGUGAAGGCAGCGGCCUCUGCUGGAUUCGACAAGGCGAAGGCAGCAGCUGUGGUGGGAGCCCAUAAGGAUCUACAAGUUUGCUUCUUUCUUGAAGUGAAUGAAUUGCACUGUUAA